Aspergillus calidoustus is the source of this 1550-nucleotide messenger RNA. NCBI's taxonomy places the organism in Eukaryota, Fungi, Ascomycota, Eurotiomycetes, Eurotiales, Aspergillaceae. The record is from the annotation of a GenBank genome assembly.
AGUUCGUACCAAGUAUUCCAUCCGGAGAUAUCAGCGACCCCCGCGCCCCCGGUUCUCCGAUCUGUCAUGUCCAGCUGGAAAGGAUCGGCAGCGACCUUUUCCCAAAGCAGCGGCGUGCAGCAAACCAGUUGGAGCGCCGAUCCCAUUCGCCCACGCGCCGACACGACCCAACCUUCUCGCCUCGGAUUUCUGACGAAUUCCCCACAUCAACCACCAAAACCUGCACCGCGACGAUGGUCUCGCUCGACGCCGUAAAGCAGAGCAACGCCGACCUGAAAGAUUACGGGCCGGGUCUCGUCGGCGUUUUUGUCGGCGGAACAAGCGGCAUCGGCGAAGCGACCGCGCGCUCGUUUGUGAAAUAUGCCAUUGCUCCGAUCGUGUAUCUCAUCGGACGGAAUGAGACGCAGGCAGCGGAGAUUAUCGAGGAUCUCCAGACGCUGAAUCCGGAGAGUAGAGUGAGUUUUGUGCAAUGCGACGUGUCGCUUCUUCGCCGCGUCGACGAGGCGUGCAGGACGAUCCAGGAGAAGGAGGACAAAGUCAAUGUCCUCGUGCUGAGCUCGGGGAUUUUUACGACCAAGGGAAGAGAUGAAACCUCCGAGGGCCUCGAUAAGAAGCUCACCCUCCACUACUACGCGCGCAUGCGCUUCAUCUCAAAUCUCCUACCGCAGCUAAUCUCCGCCGGAACAUGGCUCAACGGCCUCGUCGCGGGCAAAAGCCGCGGCCUCGCAUCCGUCGUGUCCGUGCUGGAAGCCGGCGGCGAAGGCCCGCUGAUCCUCGAAGACCUCGCGCUAAAGGAAAACUACUCGCUAAAAAACUGCGCGAAACACGCCAUCACCAUGACCUCGUUGUCGCUGGAAGAACUCGCAAAGGCGAAUCCGGCCAUCUCCUUUGUCCACACGUACCCCGGUGUUGUCAGGACCGGCCUCUUGCGUGACUUUAAUCCCGUCACGCAGUUCCUUAUGAAUGUGCUGCUCUUCAUCGCGAAGCCGUGGACCGUUCCGCUGGAGGAUUGCGGCGAGAGGCACCUGUUUGCUGCGACGGGUGUGCCCAGAGCCCGCGCGAUCGGCGAGGGGUCGGGCAGGCCGUAUCUCGUGAGCUGGGACGGGGAGCCGAGGGGGAAUCAGAAUGUGCUUGGCUUGUAUCGGGAGAAGAAAAUCGGUCCUGUUGUCUGGAAGCACACACAGGAUGUCUUUAGGCGGAUUUGCAGUUGAUUUUUGGACUUGCUAUGCUUUCAUGUUGGGUUGGGUUUGUCAUUUCGGGUUUCUCACUCUUUACUAACCUCCUUUCCUUCCCUUGCUCAUUUCCUUGUGUCUCUAUGUCUCUAUGUCUCUACUCUCUCUCUCUCCACCCUCUUUCGGUCUCUCUAAAUUUCCUUCUCAAUAUCAUAUACAAUAUACCCCUGUCCGAACCCCCAGCUCCCCAACCCAAGUAGCCAAUACACCCACAUCCCAACCAUAAUGCCCAUCUCCUUGACCCAAAGCCCCCACGGCCCAGUCUUGUUGCGCACCUUGCGAUUGGUCUCCGAUUUGCCCGCAAUCGCCUCAACCCUC